Molecule: messenger RNA, 3426 nt
Organism: Kalmanozyma brasiliensis GHG001
Lineage: Eukaryota; Fungi; Basidiomycota; Ustilaginomycetes; Ustilaginales
Product: BTB/POZ fold
Exons: 1
Coding region: 1-3426 (1141 amino acids)
Source: RefSeq, a predicted model, not a curated record
AUGCAGAAUCACAUCUACGAGCUCGGCCUGCUUGGCGGCCGAUGCUCUGACAUCCGCAUCAGGGCGUUCGGUCGCAUCUAUCAUCUGCACCGUCUCGUCCUCAUCCAGUCCGGCUUCUUCCGCGCCAUGCUCUGCGGCGGCUACGCAGAAGAUCUCGCAGCUGCUUCUGCCGCAGCCACGCUCAGCAAGGGCAACAGUCACAGCACCUCUUCGGCCCACGCAACGGGAUCAACAUCGAAAGACGCAGACAACGAUGUGGUGCAGCUGCACUUUGACGAUCCCAACAUCAGCAGAGCCGCUUUCGAGUACAGCAUCGCACGGCUCUAUGGCGACGGUCCCAAGCUGGUGCUGCCUUUCUGGUCGACUCCUUCAUCAGAUCACCCCUUCACGCCGGCGCUGAGCAUGCGACUAUCGCAAUCGAACGACUUGAAGAUGGCCAACCUGCUGAUCGACAAGCGCUCUCAUCCAGCUACGCCAAGAUUCCUGCUCUCGCUCUUGGCCACAUCCAUCUACCUCAACAUUCCGAGCGUCACGGCACAAGCACUCACCCUCGUACUGUGCUCGAUGACUCCCUUCACCGUGACGCAAUACCUUCGCUUCGCCAUCGGAUGCGGUAUCGAAGGCACGGAUCUGAACAGAUCCGCGUCGGACGAGAUGCGACAUGAUCUUGACGAGUGGGAUUGGGAACUCGAAGGUCCUGCACGAACGCUCGAGGAGAUCGCUCGCCUGGAUCCCACAUCGAGCACAUCGCCACAACUUCACUCCGAGCGGCAAUUCCGGAGCUACGCUGCGGGCACCUCAGACGAUCUUUCCUCCGCCUUCGCCAACAAGCUCCACGUAGCGCCCUCUGCUCAAGGAAUGAGGCGAGGGUCGUCCGCUUCGCCUGAAAGGAAGACCUCGCGAGGUCAAUUGGCCCAUGGUGCAGAGAUGACCUCGACUCCAUCUCGUUCCAACAUCACGACCCGCGAUGACACGCGCAGCGCUCAGAAGACCGCAGGGUUCCGAGAACCCGAGCCUGCAGGACUUGGCAUGGUUGCGACAGGCAGCAUCACGCCACAGUAUCAUUACGGAACCACAGCAGACAAGAUCGGAGAGGCCUGCGUCUGCUGGUACGCACGCUGGGGCUUCAACAUCUUUGAGCUCGAGAGCUCGAUGGAGCGCGAACGCGUCAUCGAGAUCGAGACCUGGAUCAGCAUGUGCCGGGAGGACCGCGACCUAGCACGACUGACGCUGCUGCGCGACCGUCUUCACACUGGUGAUGUCGAUCUCCUGCACACGUCCAUGCUUCCUCGCGGUCGCAUGCCGGAUUCCGAAGAGCGCAUGCCGUCGCCGCGACUACGCGUGUGGUCGUAUCCAUCGAUGCCCAGCGCUUGGGUGCGCGCCGUUAUUUCAUCAGACGGCUUCUACGUGCCCUCGGAGCUGCACCGGUACGAGUUCGCCAAGAAAGUCGUCGAGUUUCGGCGCAAGCAGAAGGCUCUUAUCACUGUCCUUGACCGUCUCAUCGACGAGUGGAUGCGCGAGGACGAGGAGGAGAUUUUGCGGAAAGCCACAGCUGCACCUGACUCGAACAAGAAGACGGGUGCGGCUCCGAAGGCUUCGACCUCCAGCGCAGCGUCGUCGGACAUCGGCGACGGCUUCGGCUUCAAAGCUUUCCGCCGCACCACCUCCUCCGUGGACGGAGACAGCGACAUGGACCCUGCUAGCACGCCCCUGCAAGAAGCAUGGGAUGACGGUGUUGAAUCGACUGCAUUCUCGGCAACGCUCGAUGAAGACGAAGCAGAGUACGAAGAGCUCUUCUCCUCCGGUAUCUACUACUCGCACAUGCCUUUUCAGGCGCUCAACAAGAUCAGCGCAGACAUCUCGCCGUCUACCGGGCGGUCGUAUACCCCUCUCAGCGUCCUCCAAGCUGCCUUGUGGGUGAGCAACGAGCUCAAGACACACAUCCUGUCAAGCCAGGAUCCGCUUCAAAGGCGUGAAAGUUCAGCGACCCUGCACGAUCCAGAGACGGCGAGUCAGGCUGCCUCAGCCGAGCAGGGAGACUCGUCGGAUCCAGAGGCCGACGGUUCGGGCGAAUUGGGUGUCUCGAGCUCCAUCGUACACUUCCGCGACGCUUUUGAGUCGACCCUCCCGUCAGCUGGACGCUUCUCACGCAGCCGAUCGGGGACGCCCGGCUACAAGGCGGACGAUUCCGAUGCUACGCUAAGCUUUGGAUCGACGUCCGGGCUGGGAGGUCUCGCAGCUAGCCCGCUGAUGCUCGGUACCUCCGGCGGCGGGAAAGCAGCUUUGCUGGAUAAGAGGUUCUAUCUUGUACCAUCUGACGACACUGUCCGAUUUGGCGACAGUCUGACUUCCGUGGUCGGAUCGGUCGUCCCGUCCAGCUCAGCUGCAUCACGCGCCACUGGCUCUGAUGACGAACGCAGUCGCCCAUCUGCCGCAUUUGCAGAUGACCCUCUGGGGCCCUCUGGCAUCGCUGCCAUCCAGAUCCCACGCACGCUCCCCAUCCCAGCCGUGAUGCACCACGACCCAUCUCACCCAUCCACCCACCGCCGCGACCGAUCUCACUUCUACGGCAUCGCCAACGACGUUGCCACUGGUCGCGAACUCGGCUCUUACGCGUCCGACCUCCUUACUCAACCCCCCUCCCCCUCUUCCGCCCUCUUCGACCAUCCCCCCACCCGCCGCUCGGUCGGCGGCGAGGACCCCGACUCCUUCGCCGAAACCUCCUCUCUCUCCUCCACCUCCUCCGACCCACCCGAGCGCUGGACCGGCUACGAACCGAUGCGUGUCGGCGUCGAGUUUUUCGGCAUCGACAAGCUGCACGAAAAGCAACGGCUCUACUCGCCGACGUUCUUCUACGCGGGCAGUGUGUGGAAUCUGUACGUGCAGGUGGUGAAGAAGGUGAAGGGUGUGCAGUUGGGGGUGUAUUUGCAUCGGCAGAGUAUGCGGGAGGAUUUGCCGCUGAGCAGUGCGCCCGAUGCAGAAGAGGUGAUGGCGAGGGGGGAUUCGACGCCGAGGGGUGGGAGUUUUUUCGAUGCGUCGUUUGCUUCGCCCGUCUCCGGUGGGGGUGUGGGGAGCACGCUGACGUUGCCUCACGGUACCACCACCACGCGUCUAGCCACCGACCCGGACAUCACAGAGCUCUACCCAGGAGGACCCACCGUUCGCCCGACAUCAGCACCCGCGAUCCCCUACCGCGACCCCCGCCCCCACCUCCGCGCCUACUUCUCCAUCCACUGCCCCUCCCCCCUCGGCAAUGCACUCACCAAAUUCAGCUCCGGUCCGGACAAGUUUACGGUGAGCCAGAGCUGGGGUUGGAAAUCCUCCUCGCUGCUAGGAACGGUUUGGUUGGAUGGGGGUGAGUUGGACGGUGGGAAAGCGGGGUUGUGCUAUCGAUUUCGGUGCGUUUGCUCUAUUGGACUGGUGUAG